Chrysochloris asiatica (Cape golden mole) is the source of this 2010-nucleotide messenger RNA. RefSeq names its product family with sequence similarity 169, member A (gene FAM169A). The transcript has 12 exons. Lineage: Eukaryota; Metazoa; Chordata; Mammalia; Afrosoricida; Chrysochloridae. Bases 1 to 2010 code for a protein of 669 amino acids. The record is from RefSeq and is a predicted model, not a curated record.
AUGAUGUUCCCUGUGGAUCUACUGGAGAAUUGCAGUCAUGAGGAACUGGAAGCUUCUGCUGAGGAUUACAUGUCAGACCUAAGGUGUGGGGACCCUGAAAAUCCAGAGUGUUUUUCAUUCCUAAAUAUUACGAUUCCUAUCAGCCUGUCAAGUGUAGGCUUUGUGCCUCUUUAUGGUGGAGAUCAGACCCAGAAAGUUCUUGCUCUUUUUGCACCCGAGGACUCGCUCACAGCUGUGGCACUUUACCUUGCUGAUCAGUGGUGGGCUAUUGAUGAUAUUGUGAAAACAACCGUCUCUUCUAGAGAGGGGCUUAAACAGGUGAGCACUCUUGGGGAGAGAGUGGUUCUGUACGUUCUGAAUCGAAUUGUGUAUAGAAAACAGGAAAUGGAGAGAAAUGAGAUCCCAUUUCUGUGUCAUAGCAGUACCGAUUAUGCUAAGAUUCUGUGGAAGAAAGGAGAGGCGAUUGCUUUUUAUUCAGUUAAGCCUACAGGAAGUAUAUGUGCGUCCUUUCUUACCCAAAGUUAUCAAUUACCAGUUCUCGAUACAAUGUUUGUGAGAAAGAAACACCGAGGCAAAGAUUUCGGACUUCAUAUGCUGGAGGACUUUGUGGAUUCCUUUACAGAAGAGGCACUUGGCUUGCGGUACCCACUAUCCUCUCUCAUAUAUAUGGCUUGCCAGCAGUACUUGGAGAAGUAUCCUGGAGAUCAUGAACUCCUUUGGGAAGUUGAAGGUGUUGGACACUGGUACCAGAGAAUACCAGUUAGCCGGGCAUUGCAGAGAGAAUCACUUAAAAUGACAGCAGUUUCUCACAAUGAAGCAAAAAGACCCAUGUCAGGAGAAUAUGGUCUUGGAUCUGUACCUGAAUAUGAAGCGGGCACUGGGGACAGUCAGCCUGGAGAGGUGCAGCUAACUAUUGAUUCUCUAACAGAUGCCUUUGCAAGCACUUCUGAAGGUCAUGGUAAAACACCUGUUUCCACUCGUACUCGAAGCGGUCAUCUAAAGCGGCCAAAGAUUAGAGAGAGGUUACAGGAUUCUGAAUUUGGUACUUCUCAAGGCGAAGGUGAAAAGACGGCUCAGACUUCACCUGCAACUUCAGUAAACAAAUUAGAGGCUGCUGCAAGGACAUCCGAGAGCUCAGAAGAAUUCCUAGAAGAAACAGAGGAGAGUGUGAUUGAAUUCGAGGAUGAAGGAAGCGAUAAAGAUUCACAGCCAAUAUCAGAAACCCAGGCACGCCUGGAAAAGCAAGAUGGUGAAAAGGAAUCUGACUUAGAACCUAUGAAUGGUGAGAUAAUGGAUGAUACUCUUAAGACCUCGAUUAUAGCUGAAGAGGAGGACUCUGCUGUGGAUGCUUUAGAUGAAGAAUUAAAAUUGCAGUCUUUUAACUCCUGUGAAGACCCUAGGAAUCUUGGUCCAUUGGUGGUGGAAUCUUCCAAACCCCUCGAAGCUGUUGCACAGGACAAAACUCCACAUAUAAUUGACUCAGAACCAUUGACAGAAGAAAGCCCAUCUGAUGAAAAAGUGCACACCGAUGAGAAACUGUCACUAGUUUCAAGAAAGAAAACACAUUUUGGGAGUUCUGACGAUGCUGCUACUAUCCCAAAUGAAGAACGAUCUGACAGCGGUUUUCCAAACUCUGUGAUAACUGAAUUUUCUGAAGAAUCGGUCUCUGAAAAUGUAUCACCCAACACUACUUCCUCAUUGGAAGAACAGGCUGAGGAGGGGGUCUCUGAGCCCCAGGAAACAUCUCCUGCUCUUCCUCAGAGUUCUUUGAUAGAGGUUGAACUGGAAGAUGUGCCCUUCUCACAGAAUGCAGGACAGAAGAACCAGUCAGAGGAGCAGUCAGAAGCAUCGUCUGAGCACCUGGAUCAGUUUCCACCGUCAGCAGAAAAAGCUGUGGAUAGCAGUUCAGAGGAAAUCGAAGUGGAAGUGCCUGUUGUAGACAGGCGGAAUUUAAGAAGAAAGGCCAAAGGGCAUAAAGGACCUGCUAAAAAGAAAGCCAAGCUAACAUGA